Messenger RNA from Mus musculus (house mouse), 1550 nucleotides. RefSeq names its product CD209c antigen (gene Cd209c). Lineage: Eukaryota; Metazoa; Chordata; Mammalia; Rodentia; Muridae. Gene Ontology annotation, molecular function: D-mannose binding. The transcript is spliced from 5 exons. The record is from RefSeq and is marked validated. Bases 956 to 1492 code for a protein of 178 amino acids.
GGACUGGCGUUCAUGCUCUGGUUGGAUGCAAAUUCAGAACCCAACAAAAACGUGACAAGGUGAUUAUAACUCAGGCACUUUUAGCUAUUGAAAACGGCUCCUCCCCUGAAAUUUGGUUAUCCAUGCUCAAGAAUUAGUUGGCAUCUGAGUUCUCUACUCUUGCACUCCACGGCACUGAGAUGAGAGAGACUCAACGAUCAUUGAUCAGCCCUUGCACAUCACUGAGGUUUUCUCAUUGCAAGCGAUAGAGUGAUCAUGAUUUCACCACUAAUUCAGUUUUUGGCUGGCCUCUUUUGCAGAGUUCGCCCUAGGUCAUUUAGCAGUUAUUGUCACACAGCACUGCGGUAUCCAGAGACGGGCAACUUUCCUCGUGCACAGUCCAACCUAAGACAUGGGGCCCGGUGGCGAUAGGGUUACCCUAUGACGGGUAAGGCUGUGACAUUAGAGGAACGACCUAAAACAGGAGCCACGGCGGAUGGGCAUAAUUGCACAGGCCUAGUCCAGCCUCAUUUUAUUAAAACAAACAGGGGGAGAUGUGGGAAGCCACAUGUGCUGUUGCUGAGUGGCACUGACUACUGCUAGCCACCACGCAUAAGAUUGGAUAAACAACCAAUGUGUACAUAUGCAGGAAAGUUUUUUGCAAAAACACUGCCUGGCCCAGGCAUGAUAAUGAGGUUCUGUAAGGUACUAAGAGAGUAGCCAAUCGGAUGUGAGACAUGCAAAUGAGGCUUAGUGCAUAACCAAUCAGGGUAUGAGACACGCCUCUCCUAGGCCUAUAAAAGCAGCACCAGCUCUGGGCAAAAAGUCUUUUCGCCUCUGCAAUCAAGCUCUCCCAAUAAACGUGUGCAGAAGGAUCCUGUUGCAGCGUCGUUCUUCCUGGCCAGUCGAGCGCGCGCAAGAGUCAAUCCCCUGACUCCUCCAGUAUGUGACACUUUGUCCACAGCCACAAACAUACAUGCGCAUGCACACCCGCCUACAGUUUUUAAAAAGAGUCUCUAAUGUUGCCUACUCCCACGGACAAGAACAGGCAAAGAAGGAGAAAGUAUACAAGGAGAUGACCCAGCUGAAGUCUCAAAUAAACCGCCUGUGCCGCCCUUGCCCCUGGGACUGGACAGUCUUCCAAGGAAACUGUUACUUCUUCUCCAAGUUCCAACAGAACUGGAAUGACUCUGUCAAUGCCUGCAGAAAAUUGGAUGCCCAACUAGUGGUUAUCAAAAGUGAUGAUGAACAGAGCUUCCUGCAGCAGACUUCUAAAGAGAAAGGCUAUGCCUGGAUGGGCCUGUCAGACCUGAAGCAUGAAGGCAGAUGGCACUGGGUGGAUGGCUCACAUCUGCUGUUCAGUUUCAUGAAAUAUUGGAACAAGGGAGAGCCCAACAAUGAAUGGGAAGAAGACUGUGCUGAAUUCAGAGGCGAUGGCUGGAACGAUGCCCCAUGUACAAUUAAGAAAUACUGGAUCUGCAAGAAGUCUGCUAUGUCCUGCACUGAAAAAUGAUAUGUCAUCUAUCUGUAACACCUGUUGGCAAAAUGACCCUGCAGGGUGACUGAACUUA